Lodderomyces margitis is the source of this 738-nucleotide messenger RNA. It is a transcript of the gene FIG1, whose product is annotated as Fig1p. Lineage: Eukaryota; Fungi; Ascomycota; Pichiomycetes; Serinales; Debaryomycetaceae. Gene Ontology annotation, biological process: conjugation with cellular fusion. The coding region runs from base 1 to 738 and encodes 245 amino acids. The transcript is spliced from 2 exons. Gene Ontology annotation, cellular component: membrane; mating projection tip. The record is from RefSeq and is a predicted model, not a curated record.
AUGUUUUCUAAACUGUUUGAUCAAUAUACUUCGUCCAAUUAUUCCAAUGUAUACUUGUUCACUUACAAGUUCAAUUCUUCGUCAUCGUUGUAUCAACAUUUAACGCUUGAUUCCAAUACCACUGAGACAUCAAUCAAUACUACUACAACAACAACAACUAACUCCCCGUUGGAUUCCGAAUUGUCUAAUAUCUCAGUCAAAGUGGGCUACUUAGCUUUGUGUCUCUCAGCCAAGGAUAUUCAACAAUGUACAUCGUAUGUCAAUUUAAACACAAUACCCCAACUCACCAUCACGUUCCUUGAAACAGAUUUCAACUUACUCAAUAUAGCACAAACCUUCCAUGAAUCGAUUGUUCAUUCUCGUUUACUAAUGGCAUCAAUUUUACUUACUCUUGCUUUACUUCUCAUCUUGUGUUAUUUGGUCCUUCCUAUAAGUUUAGGAGCUUUAGGUGUAAAGAGAGUGGGGUUAGUUUUAAGCUUUGCUAAUAUGAUGCUUUGGGGUUUGGGAAGCAUGUUGCAGCAUCAACUGGUCAAUGCAACGACGAAGGUUUUGAGUGAAGCUAGUUUUCAAGUAGUGCAAGUUGAACGAGGACAAAGAGCGGAAACCAUAACGUGGGUGGCUUUUAGUUUUUUGAUUGUGGUGUUUUUGAGUUUUGUCAUGACGAAUUAUGCGGCAAAGAAGAAUUUGAGAGGAGCUAAUACGUUUGGGAAGAAGGGUGCUGUAAUGGAGAAGGUUUGA